ACAGCCGUCGGGAGAUAAACAUUGCGCUCGCUCAUGCUGAAGUGUGGAAGAGUAAUCUCUCGACGAAUGGGCCAAUAUAAUACCUGAUGCACGCUUGGUGGUCAUCAUCAGUUUACAUUCAUUCGCGACCGAAAAACAAGCUAUCUAUUCGACAAUGUUGAUUUAUCUCACCGUGUUGGCGCUGACCUUGGCGGUCUUGUGGAUUCGCAAGCGCUACUCAUACUGGAUGGAUCGUGGAAUACCGUAUGUGGAGCCAAGCUUCCCAGCCGGGAACUUACGAGGAAUGGGACGGAAGGAACAUCUAUCGUCCCAAAUGCAACGAUGUUAUAAGGAGCUCAAAGGCAAAGGUCCAGUUGGGGGGAUGUUCUUCUUCAUCAACCCGGUAGCUCUGGCGAUGGACUUGGACCUGAUCAAAAGUGUUCUGGUGAAAGAUUUCCAAUACUUCCAUGAUCGUUCGGUUUACUAUAAUGAGAAAGAUGAUCCUCUAUCGGCUCAUCUGUUCACGAUGGAGGGUGCCAAGUGGAAAAAUCUUCGAGCAAAAUUGACGCCAACGUUCACUUCAGGGAAGAUGAAAAUGAUGUACCCAACUAUCAUCGGAGUGGCGGACGAAUUUCAGAAGCUAAUGAAAAGUGAAGUGUCCAGCAAUGCUGAAAUCGAGAUGAAGGAGAUUCUUGCUCGGUUUACAACCGACGUGAUUGGCACCUGUGCUUUUGGGUUGGAAUGCAAUAGCUUACACGAUCCGGAUGCCAAGUUCAGGGCCAUGGGACGCAAAAUAUUUUCGUUUGCCAAUGGGCGGUUCCUGAAGGCAGUUAUCGCUCAACAGUUCCGUUCACUUGCGCGAUCACUACAUAUAGCUUUGGUUGAUAAAGAAGUUUCAGAUUUUUUCCUGGGUGCUGUGAGGGAUACAAUCAAGUAUCGUGAAGAGAAUAAGAUCGAGCGAAAUGAUUUCAUGAGUUUAUUGAUGAAGCUGAAGGAUGAUGGAAAUACCGGCAACACAGAGACAUUGACUGUUGAGGAAAUUGCUGCACAAGCAUUCGUGUUCUUCUUAGCUGGUUUCGAAACUUCAUCAACAGCAAUGUCGUACUGUUUGUACGAACUAGCGCAAAAUUCUGACCUUCAAAAUAAAGCACGCAAAAGUGUGAUGGAUUCGAUCAAAAAGCACGGUUCUUUAACAUAUGAGGCGAUGCAAGACAUGCAGUACAUCGAUCAAUGUAUCAACGAGUCCCUAAGGAAGUAUCCUCCGGCAUCAACCUUGACCAGAUCGGUUUCCAAGGACUACAAACUCCCCAACAGCAACGUUGUCCUUCAGCAGGGAUCCACUUUGAUCGUGCCGGUGUACGCCCUCCACCACGACGCAGAAUACUAUCCCGAUCCAGAAAAGUACAACCCGGAUCGCUUUACACCGGAAGAAGUGGCCAAGCGGAAUCCUUAUUGUUUCCUGCCGUUCGGUGAAGGACCCCGCAUUUGCAUCGGAAUGCGCUUCGGUAUGAUGCAAGCCCGCGUCGGAUUGGCCUAUCUGUUGAGGGAUUUCAGUUUCACACUGUCCAGCAAGACUCCGGUUCCGUUGAAAAUCUCCCCGCGCAGCCCUGUUCUCACCUCGGAAGGUGGACUGUGGUUAAAGGUCCAGAAGCUGUAGAGUGGUGAUGAACCGGUUCA
This is a messenger RNA of Aedes aegypti (yellow fever mosquito), 1656 nucleotides long. RefSeq names its product probable cytochrome P450 6a13. Bases 155 to 1636 code for a protein of 493 amino acids. Gene Ontology annotation, molecular function: heme binding; oxidoreductase activity, acting on paired donors, with incorporation or reduction of molecular oxygen; iron ion binding. Lineage: Eukaryota; Metazoa; Arthropoda; Insecta; Diptera; Culicidae. The transcript is spliced from 2 exons. The record is from RefSeq and is a predicted model, not a curated record.